AUGGGACAACAGGGACGUCAAGUACAUUCAAAGAUCAAAUACUUUGAUGAUCCGGGUGUACCUUUGGUGCCCAUGAUAAUUGGAGGUCCGGAACCCGGCAAGCCUCAACCCAAAGUCGAGAUCCCAACAACUAUCACUGAUAUCACUGGUAGAGAGGAUGAAUUCACGCUCGAUGUUCAAGGCUUCCACUAUGUCAAGCAUCAAAGUCAAUUAACCAACUGGGAUGAUGAUGAGGAAAUUAAGCGGGUAAACUACCCUGAGAUGGAGAAACUGUGCUACAAAGUCUUAUCCGAGACCGAGAACAUGCCCAAGCCCUGCCUGGUUCAUAUCAUGACACACAUCAUUCGUCGCGGUCCCAAAGACGGUGAAGGCCCGAAGGGUCCGGCACCGUUGUAUGGAGUACAUGUGGACCAGUCAUUCAAGGCAGCUGAAGGCGUCGCCGAAAGAUGGCUGAAGGAAAGAGCAGAAGAAUUGCUCAAGAAACCCCGAUACCAGAUUAUCAACAUGUGGCGACCCAUUCGCCCGAUAACUCGGGACCCUUUCGCGGUGUCGGAUGCCCGGACUAUACCAGACUCGGACUUGGUGUUUGUACCAGUCCGAUUUCCGGAUCAUGACACUGAAGCCGUCGAAGUUCGUCCGCCGACGACUUCGCAGCACAAGUGGUAUUUCAAAGACCAGCAACAGGUUGAUGACGUGUUGUUCUUCAAGCAAGUGGACUCAAGCACGAAGCCUGGUGUUCCCAGAAGAGUGCCUCACUGUGCCUUCAAGGAUACGGACUUGCCAGAAGGCGCUGGUGAGCCGAGAGCGAGCAUUGAGGUCAGAGCAUUUGUGUUCUAUGAUGAAGACUAG
Molecule: messenger RNA, 849 nt
Organism: Colletotrichum scovillei
Lineage: Eukaryota; Fungi; Ascomycota; Sordariomycetes; Glomerellales; Glomerellaceae
Product: cephamycin biosynthesis protein CmcJ
Exons: 4
Coding region: 1-849 (282 amino acids)
Molecular function (GO): oxidoreductase activity
Source: RefSeq, a predicted model, not a curated record